Messenger RNA from Tribolium madens (black flour beetle), 1702 nucleotides. RefSeq lists its product as uncharacterized. The coding region runs from base 125 to 1405 and encodes 426 amino acids. The transcript has 4 exons. NCBI's taxonomy places the organism in Eukaryota, Metazoa, Arthropoda, Insecta, Coleoptera, Tenebrionidae. The record is from RefSeq and is a predicted model, not a curated record.
UCUUAACUUUCAUUCCAGUUAAAUUAACACAAGAGAAUGGUGCAAUUGAGUGUGUUGUAGUAAAACAGUGGUCGUUUUUGAACAUGUGAUUGUUUGUUUACUUCUCGGUUUAGUAAUUUUCAAAAUGGGUGUCAAAAGCAGAUUGUGUUCCGAAUGGUUCUUCCGGAUUUUUGCGAUUUUUGCCAUAGGAUGGAUUCCGGAGGUUUGGUCUCAACUGGUGGAAACCGAAUUCAUCCCUCAAGUGUCAGCCACAUGCAAAGCAGGUCACAUGAACAUCCGUGUGGCUUUUAACAACAGUUUUUCCGGUGCUGUCCACGCAAGGGAUUACCGAACGCCAGCUUGCAUGGUCCAUGGAGACGGCGGUAAAGUUGUCACUCUGGACAUCAAUCUUAUGGCUCAGCAAGGGGCCAGUGAUUAUUGUGGACUGCUCGUCAACAAUAAAACCGAGGAGCGUUCCGUUCCGAUCGCGGUCCGAAUUCACCGAACUCUCGAACUCGCCGACGACAAAUUCUACGUGAUCACCUGCGGCAAAGCCGGCUUUCGAAAUGCCCGAAACGAAACCUCCCUUGUCUCUUUACGCCUCCUCGACGGCUCUCGCAAAGUCACUCAAGCCGUCUACAGCAAACCCUAUACUCUUCGCGCUGAAAUUUCCCGUCCCGAUGGCACUUACGGCUUCCGAGUCAAAUCCUGCUUUGCUUUCAACAAGUUGAACAGCAGCGUCCCCCUCAUCGACGACAAGGGCUGUCCUACCAACGGUGACGUGAUCGGCCCUUUCGUCUACGACGAGAAGAAAGGCACUGCGGAUGCCCAACUUAGAUCAAUGUUCCGGUUUCCGGAAAGCUCCGAGGUGCAUUUUCAGUGCGACAUCGGAUUGUGUCGGGGUUCCUGUCCGGAGCCGGUAUGCAACGAUGGAGCACAGUCGAGGGCUUUAACCACCGAAGAGGGGAUUCUUAUGGCUGCCACCAGUGUUUUCGUACUGGAUCCAGGAGAUCCUCCACUGGUCCAGGAAUUGUGCGAUGAAGGGGGUGUCCAUCCAACGUGGUUGUUGUGGCUUUGUAUAGCGUUAGGGGUGCUGUUUCUUAUUAUGUUGAUCAUCAAUAUCUUCUUGUGCUCAGCGAUGACGUGCGCUUGUGCCAGGACGGAAAUCAUUGAGAAGGAGCCAAGCAUUAUUGAGGACUAUGAUCCUUAUAGAUCCUGGCAUGGCAGCCAGUACGGAUCGAGGUACUCAUUAAACGGGGCUCCUCAGAAUCCUAAAGGCUACACUUCUGGUGGUUCGACGAUGAAUUCGACCAGAUCAGUGUCGUCUCACAGCGAUCACUACGCUAUAGUUCAUUCACGGCCUGGUAGUCGCUACAAGCACAGGGGGCCGCCCUCGCACGUUGGCAGCCACUACAGUGGGAAAUAAUUGUGUUCACCUACAAACUUUUGAAGUGUAGCAUAAGGUUCAAUAAUAAGUGCAAUUACCAUAUUACGAUAAACGAUAUUUAUACGACUUACAUAGUCUACAAGAUAAUUGAUUUGUUUACUGAUAAAGUAAUGAGACGUCCAUAAAAUUUUAUCCAGUUUAACAAUAGACUUAAGCUUACGAUUUAACUGUAGCUUUAAUUUUGUAAAUUCUAAAAGUGGAAAUUGUAAAGAGAACUGAUUAAAACUUAUUGUAAAUAUAAAAAUUAUUUUGAAAUAAAUCUUUCUUGUUAUUUUA